Molecule: messenger RNA, 1173 nt
Organism: Pyrus x bretschneideri (Chinese white pear)
Lineage: Eukaryota; Viridiplantae; Streptophyta; Magnoliopsida; Rosales; Rosaceae
Product: PTI1-like tyrosine-protein kinase At3g15890
Exons: 4
Coding region: 1-1161 (386 amino acids)
Biological process (GO): protein phosphorylation
Cellular component (GO): plasma membrane
Molecular function (GO): ATP binding; protein kinase activity
Source: RefSeq, a predicted model, not a curated record
AUGGGAUCAUCCUUGAGUGCUUGCUGUAGCUCAGAGGAGGUAGAUGAAGACAGGACUACUCGUGAAGUUGGUGGAGGAGGUCACACAUCAUGGAGAAUAUUUUCGUACAAGGAGUUGCAUACAGCUACCAAUGGGUUUAGUGAUGACAAUUUACUUGGAGAAGGAGGGUUUGGAAGUGUUUAUUGGGGAAAGACCAAUGAUGGUCUACAGAUUGCUGUGAAGAAGUUGAAAGCAAUGAAUUCAAAAGCUGAAAUGGAAUUUGCAGUUGAGGUUGAAGUUCUUGGAAGGGUUAGGCACAAGAAUUUGUUGGGACUUAGGGGAUAUUAUGCUGGUGCUGAUCAACGCCUUAUUGUGUAUGAUUACAUGCCAAAUCUUAGUUUACUUUCUCACUUGCAUGGCCAGUUUGCAAGUGAAGUUCAGCUGGACUGGAAAAGGAGAAUGAAGGUUGCUAUUGGCUCCGCAGAAGGCCUCCUGUACUUGCACCAUGAGGUGACACCCCACAUCAUUCAUAGAGAUAUAAAGGCUAGCAAUGUGCUAUUAGAUUCAGAUUUCGAACCACUCGUUGCAGAUUUUGGGUUUGCCAAGCUAAUCCCCGAAGGUGUGAGCCACAUGACUACUCGAGUCAAGGGCACUUUGGGUUACCUAGCUCCUGAAUAUGCUAUGUGGGGAAAAGUUUCAGAGAGCUGUGAUGUUUACAGUUUUGGUAUUCUUCUUUUAGAGCUCGUAACUGGAAGAAAACCCAUCGAAAAACUCCCUGGCGGAGUUAAGAGGACGAUCACUGAGUGGGCAGAGCCACUUAUAACCAAAGGCAGACUUAAGGAACUUGCUGACCCAAAACUCAUAGGAGAUUUUGAUGAAGGUCAACUGAAGCGAGCUAUCAAUGUUGCUGCACUUUGUGUGAAAAGUGAGCCUGAGAAAAGGCCCAAGAUGAAGGAAGUGGUUGAUCUUUUAAAAGGGUAUGAGGCUCAAGCCAAGAUGACACCACUGAGAAUUGAAAGUGUGAGAUACAAGGAGGAGCUUCUGGCCCUCGACCAAGCUACCGACGACGAUGAAGAUGGAGGAGCAGACGAAAGUACUAACGGGUAUGGAGUUUUUAGUGCUAUAGAGGUGCAGAAAAUGCAGGAUCCUUACACGGAGAGGAGAAUGGCCAAAUAUAUGUGACAGUGUGAGAGA